Messenger RNA from Colletotrichum fioriniae, 1392 nucleotides. NCBI's taxonomy places the organism in Eukaryota, Fungi, Ascomycota, Sordariomycetes, Glomerellales, Glomerellaceae. The record is from RefSeq and is a predicted model, not a curated record.
AUGUGGCUUCUCAAUACGAAGACCCUCGCCCUUGAGAGCUUCACGGACCCAUCAGAGGUUGAGUACGCGAUACUCUCGCACACAUGGGACAACGACGAGGUCUCUUUCCAGGAAAUGUCCUCCACCGCUAUGGCAACGACGACCAAGAGCAAGGCAGGCUUUGGCAAGGUCGCAAAGACCUGUGAAAUUGCACAGGAGAAGGGCCUGGGAUACGCGUGGGUCGACACCUGCUGUAUCGACAAGUCCAGCAGCGCCGAGCUCAGCGAAGCCAUUAACUCCAUGUUUCGAUGGUACCAGGAGGCGAAGGUCUGCUUGGUACUUGUCUCGGAUCUCCGCCCGGAAGUUGGCGGCACUGGACCUGGGGUCUAUGAGAUAUCCGACCUGUCUAGGUGUAAGUGGUUCAGUCGCGGCUGGACUCUGCAGGAGCUCAUCGCACCGACUGUCGUGGAGUUUUACGAUGCUGGGUGGGCGUUGAGGUUCUCCAAGGACGAGUGGCCGGUGUGCCUAUCUACUAUAACCAACAUCGAUGUCGAAAUCUUGACAUUCGAGAAGGAACUAUCCGCUGUUCCCGUCGCCGUCAGGAUGUCCUGGGCAGCACAUCGCCGAACGACACGUGUCGAGGAUCAUGCCUACUCUCUCCUCGGGCUCUUUGACAUCCAUAUGCCCAUGAUCUACGGCGAGGGCCCCAAAGCCUUCCAGCGGCUCCAGGAAGAGAUUGCCAAGGGCACGGAUGAUUUGUCGCUUUUCGCUUGGGUAGCAGUUGAUGAAGAACAGCGUGAGGGGCGGCCCUCUGGCGGUUUCAUCGACAUAUGCGUCAGGAAGACGGUCUCAAGCUCAGAGAGCCGGAGACUCGAGCAGCGGCCGGGCUACUUCUUCAAGCUGGAGUGGCCUCCGGGAGACUACCUCAACAGAAGUGGCAAGCUUCUCUUGGUCGAGCCAAGCGAUCUCUGGGAACCCGUCCAUCGGGGAUUCGUGGGGGAAGCUCAGACUGAAGAUUUUAGGGGCAUCAUCGAGGUGUCUUUGCACGCGCUGCCGGAGGAUGUUAAAGUCUCUUUAUUCCUAUACAAGGCCAAAGAUCAACCCCCUAAAGUCCAGCUCUUCCUGGUCCCAGACUGGCCCUGGGAGCUGAAGGAGGGCCAAUACCACUUCCCUGAGUAUAUGUUCUCGAACAUGCAUAUGGAGUUGUAUAAGCGUUCCCUAGUAUAUUACUCUCCUAGUAAUCUGUCGUCUGCUCGGGCCACUGCCGACGAUCGCCAGUCCCCUGCCGAUGUGACCUUCACGGCAGAAGUGGACGAGGAAAUGCGCCUUAUAUUAUCUUGUAAAUAUAUCAAGGGGCUUCAAACGGCACAGGAGCCUCAAAAUCACAGGAGCAGGAAGGACUUCCGUUACUAA